Molecule: messenger RNA, 3205 nt
Organism: Xenopus laevis (African clawed frog)
Lineage: Eukaryota; Metazoa; Chordata; Amphibia; Anura; Pipidae
Exons: 2
Coding region: 58-1875 (605 amino acids)
Source: RefSeq, a predicted model, not a curated record
AACCUGUUUUUUCUUUCAGAGAGGACACUUACCGGUACGCUGCCAGCUUCGUUGAAGAUGGAGAGAGGAAGAUUCACUGCGCCGAGAAGGAGAGUGCUGCGUCCUCAGAGGUUCCGUGACGAAGAGGAGGUCGGUCGAGUCCACGCUUCCGGUGCGAAGAGGAAGGUAAAUUUCUCCCCUCUAGCUGGACGCUCCAACAGGCGACGCAGGAUGAUGGAGGUCAUCGCUGGAGAAGACGCCGCCAGCAGCCACGGACCGGAGGAAGAGUUCGGAGGUAGCGGGUCGGAAGAAGAUGUCGGCGGUACGGAGUUGCAGGCAUCGCGAGACUUGGAUGACGUCAUCGCACCGGAAGUAGGUAAGGGAGCCGGAGCGGUCUACACCGCUAACGGCCCUAUUACUCCCAGCCACAUAUCCCCGCAGCCGGUGGAGCAGGAGGCCACAAUCCCCCAGGCAGCACCCAAGGGGCCCCAAAUACGCUCACCACGCCUGCCCACCAACGAUCGGGGUUUUUUUACGCCACGGGGCAACGCAACAACCAGGGGCCCUAGGCCAUCAAAACCCCGCCAGACAAACCCCACCCCCGCCCGAACAGGGAACCCCCCUCCCAGUAGCCAGAGGGGGGUCCCCACAAGUAGCACGGGCCGGGGACCUGGAAAACGCGGGGGGAAAAGCCAGGCCCGCACCAACAACCCCAGCAGUCCAGCACCCACAGCCCCCCCUAUCCAUAGGAAUGCCCAUAGAGGUGGAGGGAGCUGGGAACAAGAGCAGGGCUCGGACGAAGGAGAAUGGGGGAUGGAGGCAGAAUCCACCCCAAACCAAUCUAGGGCAAGGCACCCAGGACCUUUCCCAAGGGGGGGAGGGAACUCCAGGCCCAGGGGAACUGGCGGUCACUUAUAUUUUCAAACCCCAAGACACCGGAGCCAGCCACAGUGGUCUGGGGAGUAUGACCAAUGGGAAGAUGAUGACUCUUGCUAUUUUAUCGAGGAAUACAAUUACGAGGAUGAUUGUGAGUUUUUUCCUGCAAGCAGCCACGGGCAUCGCCAAAGGAGGCCAGUAAGAGGAAUGUGGCAGGAAGACAUUGGUUACGUAAAUAACCGGGUGCCAAGUUUUUAUUUUAGAAACCGAGAGGAGGAGGAGAGUUGGAUCCAAUGGAGAAAAGAGAGAGAGCAGAAGGGAGAGGAGGAAGCAGGACCUUCAAGACGGCAGGAAGGAAGGGAGAGGGCUUCAUCCAGUACAGAAGGACAGUCUUCACAGAAUGGCGACAGGACCAAGGUGACUACACGGAAGACUACUAGGGGGGGAAAAGCUACCUGCAACAUUUUGAUCAUAGGCCAUUCCUUUAUUUUUUGGGCAAGACAGCAUGCAGCAGGCAAGCAGUUGGUUUUACCGGAGGAACACAUGAAGAUUACAUGGCAGGGGUGGAGAGGCAUGAAGUGGGAACAAAUGAGAGGCCGGUUGUAUAGUGCAAUACAGAAGUUCAAGUUCAUAAACCUGGUGAUAGUACAUGCUGGGGGAAAUGACCUUACGUCAAUCAAAACCCCGGCAUUGAUAGAAAGCAUGAGAAAGGACUUAGAGGAUUUAAUGUCCAGCAACAAGAUAGGGGGAGUUGCUUGGUCAGACAUCAUACAGAGAGGAGAAUGGCGAGGAGCAGUUUCCCCCCAGGGCAUCGAAAGAGCCAGGAAAAAAGUAAACCGGGCCAUGCACAAGAUCAUGUGUUCCUCAGGUAACGGGGUAAUUAGACAUGACAAUAUAAGGUACCGACAAACACAGCUUUUUAGAAAGGAUAAAGUACAUUUGACUGAGGAAGGUUUGGAUUUGUUUUGGGAAAACUUCAGGAAUUAUAUAGAGGAAUGGUGGAGGUCACAAGAGGUCUAGGUGGGCCAUGGAAAAGGAUAGGUGGCACCCUUCCCUUCUUUUCCAUUGGGUGGCAUCAGUGCGGCUCCAGGAAGACGGAUGGUUCUUCAGUGAAGUGCAGGCCUACCCUCGGAAAGUCGCGAGUGUGGAGCAGACUUUGACUGCACGGUCUUGUCUGUGUCAUGCGAGAGGCUGGGUUAGCGCCAUUAUUGCACAUGAUAGGGAGCAGGGGGAUGGGCUACUGGUUGGUCAACAGAGGGCGCUCUGCCCCAUGAUCCCUGCUCUCUAAAAUAACUGUUUGGUACGGUGUGGGCACCAGGCCCACGUUCUUGGCGAUUAUAGGAGCCGCAGCUGGUGGUCAGGGUGUACCUAGUCCUUAGCACAUAUAUAUAUAACUUGUUAAUAAAAUACGUGACCUCCACAGAUUUUGCCACCUUAAGAAGUCUCCGUGUCGUUAUUCAGGUUUAUUCAGGUUGGUGGUAAGCACAACGGAAGGGGGGUAGGGGGAUCCUUAGCCUAGGAGGAAAGAGGCCCACCUAGGGUCGAGGUGAGUUUAGGCUGGGCCCCCUCCCCCCGCUAGAUGUGUAUUGGGAGUAUCGGCCCGGUCCGCCCCCACUCCCUAGCACAGGGAGUUUACAACAAUAGGGCCCCUUUUUCGGCGGGAAAAAAGGGGGCGGGCUGAAGGGCGGAGCCGGGGGGCAGGUAAGCCUGGAAGGGGUUUUUAAGGAGGAGCAGGAGGCCAGUGUAACAUAACCUGUUUUUUCUUUCUCCCACCCUCCCAUCCCAGGUAAAGAGCAAGAAGAUACGAAAAGACGGUGCUCCAGGGUUCUAGCAACCGAUCGCCCUUAUGGGGUCAGGAAGGAAUUUUUCACCAGGCUGCUAAUUGGCCAAAAAAGCACCUGAGUUUUUUGCCUUCCUCUGGGGCACCAUUAUCUGUGUAGGUCAAUGGGUACCACCCUGACACAGCUGCGUUUUCAGUUACAAGGCAUCAGUGCGGCUCCAGGAAGACGGAUGGUUCUUCAGUGAAGUGCAGGCCUACCCUCGGAAAGUCGCGAGUGUGGAGCAGACUUUGACUGCACGGUCUUGUCUGUGUCAUGCGAGAGGCUGGGUUAGCGCCAUUAUUGCACAUGAUAGGGAGCAGGGGGAUGGGCUACUGGUUGGUCAACAGAGGGCGCUCUGCCCCAUGAUCCCUGCUCUCUAAAAUAACUGUUUGGUACGGUGUGGGCACCAGGCCCACGUUCUUGGCGAUUAUAGGAGCCGCAGCUGGUGGUCAGGGUGUACCUAGUCCUUAGCACAUAUAUAUAUAACUUGUUAAUAAAAUACGUGACCUCCACAGAUUUUGCCACCUUAA